UCAUAGCAGAUGUAAGCCUCCACUCUGCAGAAUUUAAUAGCAAAAACAAUCGCAGCUUGGGAAGGGCUCUGGAAUUACUUGCAUCAGUUUAAGAAGAUUUAACAACUUUGGGUUCUGUCCAGAAGUUAAAGCCCUUAUGAAGUUUCCCACAAGAGGAACAUUCUAUUGAAAGAGGCAUCCCUAAAUAGAAAGGUGACUUCAUCUGAAGAUAACAAACUAAAGCAACAGCACACACUCUAUGCUCCUCAGCUUCCAAAAUGAAGAUUUUGAUAAUGAUUGAUUUUGUCCUUGCAGCUAGCCUGAUGGAUGUCAUUGGCAGCUCUGAUUUGCAGAAAUGUUUUCAAGAGCAAAUACGACUUCAGGGCCAGGUGAGGCUUCUGGAGCAUCGUGUGAAACAGAAGCAGUUAAAAAUUAUACAACUCUUAGAGAAGAAAGAGAUUCAGUACAGAGAUUCAGACAGAGAAGAUGAAAACAGUGUCAUUGACUUGGGAGGAACAAGACAGUAUUCAGAUUGUGCAGAAAUCUACAAUGAAGGCCAUACGCAAAAUGGAUUUUAUAAAAUAAAACCAAUCCAGAGUCCCAGAGAAUUCUUUGCAUUCUGUGACAUGUCUGAAGGAGGUGGCUGGACUGUGUUUCAGAGACGUUCCGAUGGCAGCCAGAAUUUUGAUAGACUCUGGGCUGACUAUGAAGAAGGCUUUGGAAAUUUUGUUUUGAAAAAUGGUGAAUUUUGGCUUGGAAACAAAAAUCUUCAUUAUUUGACUAAUCAAGGGAAUUAUACUUUAAGAAUUGAUCUAACUGAUUUUGAAGGAGAACGACGUUUUGCACAGUAUGCAAGAUUCAGAGUUGCAGGAGAAGAGCAUUCUUACGAGAUGAGUUGUGGUGAAUACUCUGGUACAGCUGGCGAUUCCCUGACGGGUGGAUUUCAUCCUGAAGUAAAAUGGUGGGCUGAUCAUCGAGGAAUGAAAUUCAGUACUAGAGACAGGGAUAAUGACAACUAUGAAGGGAACUGUGCUGAAGAGGAAAAGGCUGGCUGGUGGUUUAACAGGUGUCACUCUGCCAACCUGAAUGGUUUGUACUACAGAGGUCCCUACACUGCCAAAACAGACAACGGGAUUGUUUGGUACACCUGGCACGGGUGGUGGUAUUCUCUGAAAUCUGUUGUCAUGAAGAUUUUACAACUCUCUAAUUUUGAAUGUCCUGUCCAGUCACUUCCUCUCCUUUCCCUAUAUACUUGUCUAAAGUCUCUGGGCUUUUCUCUAUCUCAAGUUGCAUAUCCAUAUAUUUCUUGUACAAGAAUAAUGGUAAGAGAGACUUUGCCUACCCCUGGCUUUUGUGCCUGGCACUACAAUAGACUCUAAGAGCCAGUAAUAACAAGAGUUACUGAUUAGUGCUUGCUGCCCUGGAGAAGACAGGAAUCCUCUCUAGAAAGCUAUCCAAUGAAAUGUAGUCCAUUUCUGCUGGGCAGAUGCAAAUGAAGACUUCAAAGAAAAUAUAGACCUAAGCUUGCUUUCCUAAAAUAAUUUUGCUUUUGUGGCUGAACUGCCACUCUCUCUUCUCCUGUCCAAAUACAGUUUUGAACAUGGCAGCCACUUUCAAUCAUGCUUCAAAUAAUGAAACUAAGUUUUGGUAAAGGUCAGUUUAUAACUACAUUACUAUGAAUACAGGACAGCUGAAUUGUAACUCUCUGCAUAGCAAUUUUUCCUUCCAUUUUUGUCCUCCCAAAACAAAAUUUUGUAAAGAACCCUUGAGAGAAUUGCAUGGAAUACGGGAGGGAGGAUAUUUGGGGGGAAGAAAGAGAGUUCUUAUGAAACAAUCUCACUCAACAAGAUAAAGAAUGCUACACCUAAACAAAAACAAACAAAAAAGUGUGAAGAAAAAACAGGGCUCAGGCAGCUAAAAUAAUGUUAUAAUGUAAAAAUUGUGCCAAUGAAAAUCUGCAGUUUUAGAGGUUUUAAGGUCCCCCUUUUUUUUUUUUUUUGGUAAUAGCAGAUAUUCUAGAUAAUCCAGUCUUUUUCUUGAUGUAUCAACUGAUACUGUGCUAGAGAUUUCUAGCCUUUAGCACAUCCCUGUACCCAUGCAUGAGAGGAACAAUGAACAGUUAUUCAACUGCUUAUUUUGAACUUUGUUUAAUUAGUUUUACCAAAUUACAUUUGGUAUCUGGGAGGAAGGCCCAUCUUGUGUGUGUCUAAGGGGGGUAAGAGGGAGGGAGGGAAGCAAAGAGAGAGAGAGAGAGAGAGAAAGCGAGAGAGUAAGAUAAAUUCAACAUUAAAACAGAAAAUCUGAUAAGGUAUUUUUAUUCGAUUUUAUUACAUGUAACUUAAAUUGGGUUCCUAUGUAACUAUGCAAAUGUCUGUAGGUAUGGGUUAUUAAUAAUGUGAUGGAAGUUUUGGAGUAGUUGAAAAAAUGUUGUAAGUAUGGUAUUUCUCAUAAUGAUUUUCAAAUUAUUUUUUCACUCUAUGAGGAGAAAGCUUUAAUUAUUUGGAAAAAAAAAACCCAAACAAACAGAAUGCCAUUAUGUAGGAAUUGUAAAAACAUCUUUAGUUUUUCACUAAAAUGGAAAGAUUAACUCAUUAAUUUGGAGAGUAUCAAGGCAGAUCAUAUUCCACCAAAAUAAAAGACAAGGAGGAUUUGUGCAUAGGAAAGUUGGGUUUUCAUUCCAAAAAAAAAAAAGACUUUCAAAAUUUACAGAUAGUGCUCACAAAAUCUAUGAUAAUUUUUAAUAUACUGCAACAUAAAUCCUAAUGAAAUCUUUUGGCUGAGUGAGGGUGCUUUUGACAUAUUCUGAUAUAAAAUUUGACUCCUUUUCUUUACUGUAAAUCAUAAAAUGAAGAAGAAUCAAAUCUGUCUUUGUACAUCUUCAAAUUCAGUUAUGUGUUUUUUCUUAUUUGGACUGAAUGCUCUUCUGAACAAGGAAGCAUCUAGCAUACUGUCAGCAAUAUACAAAUACUGUAUUUUUAAUUUCCACCACUUUUCCAUGGCCUUUCUUUGUGCAAUAAAUUUUUCUGACCAUGAAAAGCAUGUCAAAGUGUUGUAAUUCAAAAUGGUCAUAUAAUUGUUCUUAAAUAAACAAACCAUUUAUUUUCAAAA
Messenger RNA from Melospiza melodia melodia, 3087 nucleotides. It is a transcript of the gene FGL1, whose product is annotated as fibrinogen like 1. The coding region runs from base 258 to 1358 and encodes 366 amino acids. The record is from RefSeq and is a predicted model, not a curated record. The transcript has 10 exons. Lineage: Eukaryota; Metazoa; Chordata; Aves; Passeriformes; Passerellidae. Gene Ontology annotation, biological process: blood coagulation.